This is a messenger RNA of Fusarium verticillioides 7600, 802 nucleotides long. RefSeq lists its product as hypothetical. Gene Ontology annotation, cellular component: endosome. NCBI's taxonomy places the organism in Eukaryota, Fungi, Ascomycota, Sordariomycetes, Hypocreales, Nectriaceae. Bases 107 to 667 code for a protein of 186 amino acids. The record is from RefSeq and is a predicted model, not a curated record. The transcript has 4 exons. Gene Ontology annotation, biological process: vacuolar transport.
GCCUUAUUCACCGAAACCUCGUGUGAUAUGAGCCCGUCAGGUGGCCGUAGUAAACAAAACAGAUCUUUUUUGUCUUACAGUAUUUGCCGAUUUCUGAAUCACAAUCAUGGCGACUACGUUUCCGAACAUCUACACGCUCCGCAAGGUUGCUGAUACAGCGGCCAAAGCAUGCGAUAUCUGCUACAAGUCGAGCACAUCCGUGCUGAUCACACCCGAUCAAAAGGAUUUCUUCUUUGUUUGCCCGGUCCACCUCAAGGAUCGGUACUUUUGCACGCCCAAGAUUGAUGAGGAGGCUGCGAAGAGGAAGAGGGAGAGGGAGUUAGAGGAGGAGAAGGAGAGGGUUAAGAAGGAGUAUGAGGAGAAGCAGAAGAAGAAGAAAGAGAAAGAAGAGAAGAAGGAUAAGGAGAAAGACAAGGAUAAGAAGGAAAAAGAUGGGGAUAAGGAGAAGGACAAGGAGGAGAAGGAUGAGAAGAAGGAUGAAGACAAGGACAAGGAAGACAAAACUCCCCCUGCUGAGGAAGAACCCCGUGUAUUUGAGCUGAAAACGGCGUUUUACCAGCAAAGAUUGUUGAAGAAGCGACAAGCUGAAGCGGCGAAAGCUGAUCGGGAACGAGCGUCGAAGCCUGGGUAUUUUCCCUCUGUGCCCUCUGAUGCGCCCAGUCGAUGACAGGAGACGGCGCUGCCAGUGUUUGUGAAGAGAUAAGAGGUGUUUUUGUGCAAUGGUCGUCGUGCUGGGAUGACGAUGUAGGUUUGACUUAAUAUAUUCACAGUUUUUGUGUCAAAAUGUUCGAUUCUGCGGCAA